Molecule: messenger RNA, 3297 nt
Organism: Daphnia pulex (common water flea)
Lineage: Eukaryota; Metazoa; Arthropoda; Branchiopoda; Diplostraca; Daphniidae
Product: dual specificity mitogen-activated protein kinase kinase 7-like
Exons: 8
Coding region: 34-2439 (801 amino acids)
Biological process (GO): protein phosphorylation
Molecular function (GO): ATP binding; protein kinase activity
Source: RefSeq, a predicted model, not a curated record
AGACCGACCAGCUCAGUCAACUCACGUCGGUAGAUGGUGUAUCUGCUUGAAAGCAAGAUGGUGUCUCUACAAAAUUUACUCUCUCUCGAAGAGAGAAUUAGAACUGAAAAUACAGAAGCGGCUCGAUUAAAUCAGGAAAAAAUGUCGAUCGACAACGAAGUUCCGUUCGUCCGGCAAGGUUCCGGAAGAAGACCCGGUCCACUGCCUCUGCAGCCAAAUGGAACCCCUACCAGAGUCAGACGGAACUUUGACUUAGCUGGCAUAAACAUCACCAACUGCUCGACAAACUCAAAGCAGGCAGAAAUCGAAGCCAGACUACAGGAGAUCAUCAAACUCACUGGCAUCAUCACAGUCGAUGGCAAACGAUACUUCAGCAGCAUACAUGACCUAGAGCAUCUGGGAGAGCUGGGUUUCGGUUCUUGUGGUCAUGUCGUUAAAAUGAGACACCCACCCAGCAACGCCAUAAUAGCAGUCAAGCAAAUGAGGAGGUCGGGCAAUCGCGAAGAGAAUAAGAGGAUCACCAUGGACUUGGAAGUUGUACUGAAGUCUCACGACUGCCCCUACAUCGUACAGUGCCUGGGUUGUUUUGUGACCGAAUCUGACGUUUGGAUUUGUAUGGAGCUUAUGGCCACGUGUUUUGACAAAUUACUCAAACGACUCAGGCAACCCAUCAUCGAACCCAUCAUCGGGAAAAUUGCUGUCGCCACCGUCAAAGCGUUGCACUAUCUCAAAGAGACCCAUGGUGUUAUCCAUCGUGACGUGAAACCUUCCAAUAUUUUACUUGACGAAAGGGGAAAUGUUAAGCUGUGCGAUUUCGGUAUUUCCGGCUGGUUGGAGGACUCGAAGGCGAAAACGCGCAGCGCUGGAUGCGCCGCCUACAUGGCUCCUGAACGAAUUGAACCACCUGAUCCAUCGCAUCCCGACUAUGACAUUCGAGCCGACGUAUGGUCGCUGGGCAUCACUCUGGUUGAAAUGGCAACGGGAAACUCACCGUACCGUGAUUGCCAGACGGAUUUUGAAGUGUUGGCCCGUGUCGUCCGUGACGACCCACCUCUCCUCUCCCAGUCGCAAGGAUUCAGUCCCGAGCUCUGCUCCUUCGUCCGUGAUUGUUUGACGAAGAAUUACAAGCACCGGCCAAAGUACAAGAAACUGCUGGAACAUCCGUUCAUCAAGAAAUACGAAGCGUUGCCGAUCGACGUGUCCGUGUGGUACCAGUCGGUGAUCCGUCAAAUCGAGAGCAACCAGCUGGUCCGCCAGUCGCCGCAGCGUACAUCGCAGAGGAUGUACACUCCGCCGUCGCCGAGUUUACGAAGAGUUACUUCGGAACCGCCACCGAUUCCACCGCGGACGCCCGAGAGCCAGCGGAAGCCAUUGCUGGUGCGGUUGGCAUCGGAGCCGGUCGUCGACGGACUCGAUUUCCAGACCAUCAACGGUCGGGUCACGGUGGUGGGCACCAAACCGACACUGCAACAACAACCGUUUCAGUUCGAUCCCAAACCACCGCCCGGUAAACCCAGUCCGCCGGUGGCUGGCCCAAUAGGGCCAGGAGGCUUCCGAUUCAACCUACCUCUACGGCCGCCAGCGCUUCCACCUCGACCUCCGCCUACGGGAGGGACCCAGCAGCCACAACCGCAGAGCACUCAACAAGCAUCACCUUCGGAAGAGACUCUGCCGUCGUUGACAAGAGGCUUGAACCCGUCACGCGUCACCAGUCCGCCAACUGAUUUACCCGGUCUACCUCCUCGUCCUCCACCUGCCGGUGCCGAAUCGGCUGCCGAUCGAAAUAGUUCGUCUGUAGCUCGACUGGCCCAGAUGUUUGGUACCCAAUUGUCACCUGCCAGAUCGCCGACUACCAGUGGGAGAGAUCCCAACGAGAUCUUCAAUUUGCCAUCCAACCGGCGGCCGGCCGAUUCUCCGCCUGUCGUCCCUCCGCGUUUGUCACCCGAGUCUGCCAAUCCACCGCCGCGUUCUCUCUUCUCCGAUGGGCUUUUGGCCAGGAUCAGCCAGGAUCCUUUCUUCUCUCGCUUGCUGAGGCCCAGCACCAGUUCGGAACAGUCUCACAACGGAGGCGGACGGAACAACGGACACCACCAGUCGAGCGGCGACCAGCGAUCGGCACCUACGUCUUCGUUAUUCGGCCGUCGUAUCUCUGCCGAAGGCUUAUCACUAAGAAGCAGGUAUUCGCCUUCGCCUCCGCAGCAUCCGCCACCGCAGCCACCCGCUCGCCGGUUGUCUCAAUCCUCCGGCAGUGGUGGCAGUGGUCUUGGUUACGGCAGCGGUGGAGGAGGUGCUGGAUCAGCAUCUGUCCCCGCUUCACCCGUCCUUCAUCCAAGGCAUAUGGGCGAGAAUGCCAAUCCAUUCUCGUCCGGCUACGUUCUGCCACGCCAUUUAACGCCCGAGCCACAGCGCCGCAGCUUUAGCCAGCGCUUCGAGCUCUAAGCAAAAUAACCGAAACAAGAAAAAAACAAAAACAAAAAAACAAAUUCGUUCACUCCUCCCUAUCCCUCCCCCCGUUUCCCCGCAAACAAAAAUUAUGAGUUUUAUAUUUAAAAAUCCAAAAGUUAAACAAAAAAAUGGGAAAAAAAUUACAGAUUUUUUUUUUUAGAUUUUUAUCCCAACAAGCCAUGUAGGUCAUAUUACAGCAAGGAAGUAGAAAAGAAAAGAAAAAGCAUUUUAGAAUUUUUUUUUUUGUCUUUUUAAAAGCAGAUUAGCCGGUCUGCGUGAAACGUUGCCAAGAACGCUGUCGAUAUUUUGUGCGCCAUGGUAUUUUUCAUUUCUAGUGUUGUGAACAGCGCGCAGCUCUUCGUUUCUGUAAUUUUUCUUUUUUCUCUCCUCUUCUUUUUUUUUUAAACAUAAUCAUAAUUAAUUAAUUAAGAUAUACAGGAACAAAACCAUUAUUAGAAAACAGUCGCCAUUUUUUAAAAGAAACUUUUGUUUAAAUCCUUCCCUCAUUUCCAUCAGUUAUUAUAAUUAAUAAUUAUUAUUGCGAUUACGAGAUAUAUUAAUUAUUAUAGAGAGAAAUUCAACACAUUUUUUGCCUAUUUAAACAGAAAUUUGAUUUGCGUCCCCGACAUGUUUUUUCUCUCUCUUUCCCUCCUUUUUCAUUUUACCAAAGUUUCCUCUUUCGUGCGGCACUUGAUGACGUGCUUAUAAUCAAUAGGUUAGAAAAAUUACAAAAAAAAAAUCAAUCGACGAUAUAUUUGACUAUUAGGAUGGUCGCCUCCCCUACCCCUCCACACCCCAAAAAAGAAAAAGUUGUGAGAAAAAAAAACUAAAAUAAAUGUCGACGUCACUUUU